GCAGCGUGCUAUAUAAGUCUCUUUGUUUGACAGCUCUCUUAGAAAAUGCAACUUCAGUGCAUCGUUUUUUUGUGAUAUGUUGGGGGAAAUUUAAAUUCAAUAUAAUAAUGAAUUCGAUAUUUUUAUAAUUGUAAACGUUUUAUGCUAUGUAGACAGUCAAUUUUGUCGUAUGAUAUAAGAUCACUGCUAGAAGUACCUAGCCGUUGGUUAUUGACUAUUCUCAUCGAUUCAAUAGUCUAUUCUUUUAGUUUUUAAUUAUAAUAUAUAUCAAAAUCUAUGCAUUUUUGUGAUUAAUAUUGCGUAUUGACGAGCAUGGACACUCUAUCCGACAAUUGGGAUCCAGCUCUGAGUCGACUUUUGGCUUCACUGAAGGAGGUUCAAUGUGGCGGUGAAGAUGUUGCGUUUCUGAGCGAGCUUCUUCAAUCCAAGCAGCUUCAUGCCCUAGUACAAGUGCACAACAAGAUUGUAGCGAAAGGGAAAGAUGACAAAUUUUAUCCCCUUUUAUCAAAUGCUAUGCAAGUUACACUGGAAGUGUUUGAAGUCCUUGGCGAAGUGACGACAGUGUCAAAGGAGUAUCAAGAACUCCUCGGUUUGUUGCAGAAGCCACAUUUUCAAGCAAUUCUUUGCACACACGAUGCUGUGGCCCAAAAGGACUACUAUCCUCAUUUGCCCGACAUCCCCUCCGAUGCGGACGAGGACGAGGAGACCGUCAAGAUUGUGCAACUCGUCAAGAGCGACGAGCCCUUGGGUGGAGCACAGAGUGCAGAACCUAUUGUGGGGGCGACAAUCAAGACUGACGAAGAAACAGGCAAGAUAGUGAUAGCGCGGGUGAUGCACGGCGGCGCGGCGGACCGCUCCGGUCUCAUACACGCCGGGGAUGAGGUCAUCGAAGUGAACGGCAUUAGCGUCGAGAACAAAACGCCCGCUGACGUCCUCUCAAUACUGCAAAAUUCAGAAGGUACUAUCACCUUUAAACUCGUGCCUUCGUUUGGUAAAGGUGGUUCCCGUGAAAGUAAAGUCAGGGUUCGUGCUUUAUUUAACUACAGUUCCUCAGAAGAUCCGUACAUACCGUGCAAGGAGGCAGGACUAGACUUUAAAAAAGGCGAUGUCCUGCACAUCGUGUCUCAAGACGACGCUUACUGGUGGCAGGCACGUCGCGAAGGUGAUAAGGUGAUGAGGGCCGGCUUGAUCCCAUCAAGGGCUUUGCAGGAGGGCCGCAUCAUCCACGAGCGGCAGACUGACCCGCAGACUAUGGACGGUAAGCCGGCCCUUUGCAGUCCCUCCGGCAACAACUCGGACUGCGCCCCGAAAACACCAUGCUCACCGACGCCGACGGCCACUGCACUCCUUCCCUGCAAGUCCACACCGAAAGUGAAAAAAAUUAUAUAUGAUAUUACAGAGAAUGAUGAUUUUGAUCGGGAAAUGAUACCCACGUAUGAAGAGGUCGCCAGGUUGUACCCUCGCCCGGGGUUGGUGCGACCCAUCGUGUUGGUAGGCGCACCGGGAGUCGGUCGCAACGAGCUGCGGAGGCGUCUGAUCGCUACAGACCCAGAGAAAUAUAUCACUCCGAUCCCAUACACAUCUCGACCGCAAAAGUCCAGUGAACAGAAUGGCAAAGAUUACAUGUUCGUCUCACGUGAAAAAAUGGAGCAAGAUAUCGCUGACGGCAAAUUUAUAGAGCAUGGCGAAUACAAGGGAAAUCUCUACGGGACAUCGGCCGAGAGCGUCGAGACUAUUAUUAACUCUGGGCGCGUGUGCAUACUGAGCCCUCACUGGCAAGCACUCAAGAUGCUCCGCACGGCGCGGCUGCGGCCAUACAUUGUGUUCAUAAAACCGCCCACUUUGGAAAGACUAAUAGAAACUAGAACUGCAGCAAACGCGCGUUCAACUUUCGACAAAGAGUCAUCUCGGGCUUUUACGGAUGAGGAGUUGUCAGACAUAGUGCGCUCGUCAAAUCGCAUCAACUUCCUGUACGGAUAUAUGUUCGAGGAGGAGAUCGUGAACGAGGAGCUGGCGAGCGCACUGACGCAGUUGCUGAAGGCGGCAUGGCGCGUUCAGUCCGAGCCGCUGUGGGUGCCCGCCUCCUGGGUACAGUAGACCAACACCUUGCAAUCAAACUGAUCUGUUUUGUAAAAUUUAGCUUCGGACCUUUAAUAGUUAUCAUUGAAAUCACUCCAAUAUUUUCUCAUUAAUUAGCGAACAAUUUAUUUGAAUUUUAGCGUACUUUUCUAGACAAUUCCAGUAAUAGUAAUUCUCCAUACUGCCUGUCAAUCGUUAUUUAUCGACUUACCAAACAAAAUUAAUCGAAUAGAAUUAUAUAUUAAUAGUAAUUCCAGCCCUGUAUCGUUUUAUGUCCCUCUGCUGGGCCUCCUCUAAUACUGAGAGGGGAAUUAUAUUGUACAACCGUGAUACACCUACACAUAAAUAAAACAUACAUAGUUAAUUUCAAAAUAAAGAAAAUAUUACUUAGGGACUAUGCAAUUAAUAUUAACCCAAAUAUUUUUAAUGGAUAACAAUGAUCAAUACGAUAUCUAUUUUUAAUGUGCCCCCAACUCUGGAGAUGUUCCUUUGACAGCUAUCACAGGGCUCGAGCUAAACUUUACAAAAUAUAAUACAGAUGCAUGUACCUUCAUAUUAUACCGUCAACAAUUAUAACUAUAUUUACUAUAUUAUAGUAUAAUUAGUUCAAUAUUUUGUGAUCGAGUCCUUUAUGACAUUGUUUUGUUUCGUGAACUGCCUGUAACCAAUAGUUGCUAAAGUGAUAAAAGAAAUUAUUUAUUUAAACACCAACAUGAAUUCAAUAAAGAAAUUCUAAAUGUUACGUAGAGACAAUACUAGACAUAGUUCAGUGUCGGUUCGAUCCGAUCAUUGCAUUUGCAGGUCAACAAAUUGUAACAGGUAUAACAUAGCGUGUGUGGUCAAGUUACGGAAUGUGUUGCCACCGAAACGAGCGUGUUUCCGAUUGAAACUAUGUUUACAGUACCGCACAAUGUCGUUUGUUGGCCUGUGGGCACCCUCGCACUGGGAAUGUAAUGUUUUAUAGCAGAACAAAUGCACCAAAUUACAUUAUAGCUUUAUAUAUCUGUGUCGUGCUUAUAGAAAAAUAUAAAUAGCAUAGUUAUUUGGAGAAUAUCUAAAUGUGUUAUAAUGACGAUAAGUUGUGCCUGUUAAAACGAUUAAGAUAGUAAUUUGCGUAUCGUACCCAAGUAUUUGUUGUUAUUACGGGCAGAAUAAGUGAGUUAGUUGUUCCUGAAGAGGUUCUGGGAGGCGGGCCGCCGGACCCCGCCGUGGUGCUGACUUGCUGCAUGAACGUGUCGAGUGGCUGGACCACUAACAUAAGUUAUAUUUUGAAUAAUAUCAUAGCUAAUAAAAUCGUGGCUGUGCUAAUUGUACCUGCAGACUACGUUUUGCCCGUAAUGUCUAAAUUUAUUUUUAUUUGUAAUAUCACUACCUCGAAUCACGUUAUUUAUGAACAGUGCCUAUAAUACGAUUGUGGUGUGGUGUUCGUUUUUGUCAAUGUGGUAAACGGAACCUGUAGAAGUAUGUGUAAGCUUCGUUAAUCUACUAAUGUCGGUAUUUAAACUUUGUAUUCUUAAAAUCUAUUUACAUCUAUGUUUAGAUAAAAUUUCAUGUACUUAUUCCAUUUAGCAAAAGUGUCACAAAAAACCCAUUCCUAUAGUCUUUUCUCUAGAAAUUCCAAGGACGUAAUAUGUCCGUGGAUUAUAUUAUAAUAUAUUCACUAAAUCAUUUAGUUUUCUAAAAUGCUCAAAAGAGAACGAUCUAUAAAAUAUCAUUUAAUUAAACAAGCACAGAUAAAUAUGUAUUUACGUAAACGUUUAUUGACGGUUCGCAUUUGAUGAUAUCAUGACGAAGAUACAUAUAUAACUAAAUAAAAACUAAUAAUACCUGAUUGGUGACAUACUAUGUAGGUUGACCUCUAUGAACAUUAUAUUCUAUUAAUCCGUUAACUAUCCUAAUCCGUCUUUGUAUAUUAAACCACAAAACAUUUAACAACUGUUGCAUCUAAAUAAAAUGUCAGCUAUGUCGAGCGUGAAGUUACAGGAGAAUUAUAUGUAUAAUAUAAUAUUGUUUGUAUAAUGAAGUUAUGAGAUCAAACCACUUUAUUUUGUAAUACGUAUAUAGAUGAGCAUAUUUGAUUGUCGUGUUAGCAAUAUCGAAAAUGUGGUGACAAGAGAUUUAUCAAAUUGGUUACUGCCUGCUUUAUAGGUAUAUAUUUAAAGGCGACAGUCGUUUACUUUAUCGACAAUAACGUUUAUCUGCUUCCCGAGGAACGUGUUGAAUUUAAUAAAGACCUUUAUCGUCUGUAUUAUGAAGUAAUUGUAAAAGAUGUAUUCAAAGUUUAAAAAACGUAUGUAUUGAUCAUAACAUUCGUACCUACAUCACUUUUUAUAGUUAGAGUGCUCCUGAAUUGAGCGUAGCAUCGAUUUGAUGUAUUUUAUAUUAGCAUUUUAGCAUAGUAAAUUUUUUUUAUACCAAUUUUUAUUAUUUUUUUAAAUCUCUUAGAUACAUCUUUUUAAAUAUAUGUACUUGCAAGCCUUAAAAUCCAGCAGAAUGAGCAUUUUAACAAAUAGGUACGUACGAGUUUAUAAAGAUACUUUUUGUUUAAUCAAAGCUCUAUAACUAUUCAUGUGUGCAUUGGUAUAAUUUAAUGAACAUUAUUGGGUUUGUUACAGUCCCUCACAUAAUUUUAGUACAUGCCAAAUAUCGAAGGUGAGGUAAAUAUUCCAUAACAUUUACUACUUAAACAUAAUAAAACAAUAUCAAAAUUAUUAUAAUAAUUACAGAUGGUGAUUUCUCUUCCUGCAAAGUAGUCUAUUCGUACUUUGUAUUCAUUAUUUAUUGACACUUCACCGUCAAUAUGUUUUAUUGGUCUGCACCGAGGGCUUGUUCCUGGCCGAUAAAAAUGUGGAGACAGAACUAUUUUUCUUAUUUUUUUGUUUCUUUAUACGAUAUUUAUGGGAGGAACCAGCAAUUUUUAAACCUACAUUCGAAAAAAUUAACAAAAUAAGAUGCUGCUGGAUUUGAAUGUUUACGAGUUUAGUUGUUACGUUAAUAAAAGGUGUAUGAAACUGUAUAACAUGAAGUUGUUGUUUACCAAUUUUAGUGUAAAAUAUAGUUUAGAUAAUAAAUCCCAAAUAUAGUCAUUACUCCAAAGUCUGUACAUACACCGGCGCGUACGCGCUCCGCCUUAUUACUUCAUAGUAAUAUGUUCAAAAUAUAUUUAUUUUUUAAAAGUAUGACAAUUUAUAGCAGUUCAUUGCUGCAUACUUUUAAAAUGUAGGAAAAUACAAUAAUAGUCCAGUCAAAAUAGACACAAUAAACCUGCGAGUUACGAAAAAUUCGCAGAGCUGAAAAUUGGUAUAGACGUUAAAUAAGUCAUUAAAAUGUAAUAAAAUAAUCAAUAAUGGAAUUCGCGGUAAAAGCUAUGACUGGUUAAAAAUCUUAUUUACAAAACAGAGAACAAAUAGUGGAAGUGCCACACUACAAUCUCAAUACUAAGCAAUACAAAAAAUAUACUCUCUGAGCAAAACUACUAACUCUUCUAUUCCACAAGGUAGUGUUUUAGGAUGCUUACUAUUUUUAAUAUAUAUUGACGACCUCCCGAAACACCUAGACUGGCAUUGUGUGUUGUUUGCAGAUGACAUAUUCCUCCUAACCUCCUUCAAGAAUAAUAAUAAUACUAAUCUCAAUGAAAGAAUCUACUCUAUACUCUCAAAAAUUGAAAAUUGGUUAGCAAAACACAACCUAGAAAUCAACUGCUCAAAACAAAGUUAAUAACAUCCUACUCACCUCAAAAACUUCCCUUAAACAUAAACGUUAGUUACAACGGAACGAAGCUUGAGGUCGUAAAAAACGCUACAUUAUUAGGAUUAGGCACCCACUUAAACUGGAUACAGCACAAACAAGCAAAAAUAAAAACAAAAUUAUUCAAAUUUACAUAUAUAUACGCCUUACGCGAAAUAAAAAAAACCACUAACACGCAGACUGCCUUAACCACAUAUUAUACGUAUGUCUGUCUACGCAUGGCUAAGUUAUGGUAUAAUAUUGUGGGGCAAUAGUAAAGGGACAAAAAAUACAUUCACUUUACAAAAAAAGUUAGUUAGAAUGAUUGUAAAUAUAAAAGAAACUGAAAGUUGUAGACCUCACUUUAAGAAGUGUAAAAUUCAUACUCUUCCUUGCAUUUACAUUUUAGAGAUAAGUAAAUUUGUAAGAAAAUACGUACAAAAAUUUUUUUUAGAACAAUUACUUAUUGUAGAAAAUUGUAUAUCUACAACUUUUUGUCAGACCUAUUUUACGAUAAUACCUCCGGUUCAAAGGAAAAUGGGAAAAACCGGAAUUUUUUCUUGAAUAAAAUUUUUGCACACAGGAUCGAUGGGGUCUUUUAACAUUUUAUUGGUAAUGACAUAUUUAAUGUCUAUACCAACUUUCAGCUCUAUGCGAAUUUUUCCUCACUUAAAUUUUAAUUUGACUGGACUAUAAAAAUAUUACGCUGGUAUGAUUUUAUCCUAGUAAAAACAAGUUAUAUGUUUUUGUGGUCGAUUUUAAAGGAAUAACGUAAUACAACAAUUACCUACUGUGAAGUUAUGUUUCCAUCGCAUUUCUUUAUAACGUAGUUUUUAACACCUUUAGGUACUAUAAUUAUUAUUUAUAUACAAAUAAUGGGCCUAAAGAAAAAGAGGAGUGGCAUUUUAUUGCUUGUCAAAAUUAUACGUUUUUUUAUCUUGCCAUUUAUCAGACAAGGAUUGCUAUUUUGCGUGAUGCAUCUGAGCAAGCAAGUAAGUAGGUAUUUAAAAUUGUGUAUAUUGCAUCUAGAUGCAUGCUCUAUGUUUUGUGACAAGCUUCUAUGUUCUACAUGAUCGCUUUGCGAUAGAACCUUGCGUCUACCAGCCAGAACCUGUUGGCUUCAAAGCGAGAAUUCAAUUUUAGACCAAAAUAUUUAUAAGGUGGGCGAUUAUCGAUAUCUGUUUUUUUUUAUAUUUAUAUAUUUAUGGGAUAUUGUGUUCUCCACCAGUGGAUAAUAUAAUAAAAUAAUGUCCGCGAUCCGGAUGCAAUGGUUGCACAUCCAUAUCUGUUAAUGACAAUUUGUGUUCAGUGGUUUACAAACUUAAGCUGACGAAUUAAUUCAGUCAGCAAAGCGUGUUCUAAAGUCAGGGAUACAAAUUAGAGAUCUCCGGUCAAGAAAAGGAUGUUUAUUGGUAUUACAACUGUUUUGAUUAUGUCCAUCAUUCAUGAUCGCCCAUCUCUAUUACACAAUUAAUUGCACAGUGCGUUCUACGUUAAUGAAUUACUUAGAUUAUCACAAGUACAUACGUACCAAUUAAAAUACUUAAAUGAUCAGUUAUCGGCUAAGAAUGGAGGCGAUAUUGUAUAAACAUAUGGACGCUGUUUACUAUGCCUUCUAUAUUUCUUGAUUGGUUAAAUAAGUUUUAUGAAUCAUAAUAAUAUCCAUCCAGAGCUGUUAUUAAUGCGGAAAUCCUCCUAAUACAUAUAAGAAGAAUAAUAACGUAUUUUUUAGUAAUGUUGAUUGCUUGUAAUGUUAUAGGUAAUAACCUAUACAUUGGCCCUUAGCGUUUAGAUGCCUGCAGCGAAGGUUUUCGUGUUUAGUAGAACAAUGUAAUUAAAGUGUGCGUAUAGCAUAAGUACUUUACGAAAGGUUUAUUUGAUAAAACAAAUAAAUCCAACGGCACAUGUAAUGUACCAAUUAUAUUGGUAUCUGCUUUAUUAAAUAACUGACCGUUGUAAUUAACAGAGUGAAUUUUCGAAAUGGGACAGCAAAGGCAGCUAGCUAACUUAACCGCUGUAGCUUUAAGAAAUAUUUCUUAGGAGACUUUCUAAUAUUCCUGAAGAUUUUAAGAUCUGCAUUCACAGAAUUUGAAAACAAUAUACGGUUACCAAUAAUAUGGGCAAUUUAUGCAAAAAUAUUUGGUGUCAAACUAUUCUGUUGCUUAUAAAAAUCAAAAGACUAUUGGACCAUUAGAGGUUUGAGUAGUUCAAAGCCAGAAAAUUUAUAUAGGUUUUGUAAAAAAUGCAACUCUAAUUCGAUCUUAAACAUACAACUUUGUAUUUAUAGUCGACUCGUCUACAAAAACAAACAGAAACAUUUAGGAACUGAAAAAUUUACCAAUAUCAAUUUUGGUACUAUUGCAACGGUAAGUGAAUUUAUGUAUGUGAAAUUUUUAACAUAAUUAUUUUUUGUACAUUUUUCAGUUUCUAAAUAUGUUACUGUUAUUGUUUGUAGACGAGUCAACUAAUUUAAAUGCGAAUUUCAAACUAAUUUCUUCCAAAAUGCAUGGGAAUAGAUUAUGCAACCUUGGCCUUAAAAGAACUCAAACCUCUAAUGAUCCCACAUAGUCGUUUGAGCCUUAUAAGCAACAGUGACUAUUGGCAUAAAGAAAAUUAUUACCUACUUAAAUUGCCCUUUUUUUGCUGAAUGUAAUUAUUUUUCACAACUUGAGAAUGUAGAUUUUAAUGUCUUACAAUAAUGAUACAGAGUCAUCUAUGAACAUGUUCAUGUAAU
Messenger RNA from Manduca sexta (tobacco hornworm), 8539 nucleotides. It is a transcript of the gene metro, whose product is annotated as MAGUK p55 subfamily member 7. Gene Ontology annotation, molecular function: protein binding. Bases 313 to 2097 code for a protein of 594 amino acids. The record is from RefSeq and is a predicted model, not a curated record. Gene Ontology annotation, cellular component: cell-cell junction; plasma membrane. NCBI's taxonomy places the organism in Eukaryota, Metazoa, Arthropoda, Insecta, Lepidoptera, Sphingidae. The transcript is spliced from 11 exons.